This is a messenger RNA of Phycodurus eques (leafy seadragon), 1721 nucleotides long. RefSeq names its product G protein nucleolar 3 (gene gnl3). The record is from RefSeq and is a predicted model, not a curated record. Gene Ontology annotation, molecular function: GTP binding. The transcript has 15 exons. The coding region runs from base 70 to 1704 and encodes 544 amino acids. Lineage: Eukaryota; Metazoa; Chordata; Actinopteri; Syngnathiformes; Syngnathidae. Gene Ontology annotation, cellular component: nucleolus.
CUGGCCCUGAGACCACGUGCGAUUGUAGCACCUCAGGCACACUGGAACGGCCGACCCGACACUUCCAGGAUGAAACGACCAAAGCUAAGGAAAGCCAGUAAGCGAUUGUCAUGUUCAAAACGGUAUAAAAUCCAAAAGAAGGUCCGAGAGCACAACCGAAAGAGAAAAAAAGAGGCCAAGAAGAAAGGAGUGAGCAGACGACCCAAGAAAGAUCCAGGAGUGCCUAGCAGUGCUCCAUUUAAAGAGGAAGUUCUGCGGGAGGCAGAGCAGAGGAGACUGCAGAUUGAGGAGGAAAAAGAGAGACGAAAACAAGCUGCAAAAGAAGGGCGCGCUAAGAAGAGGAAACAGGAAAAGGAGACUGGAUGUAAAGAAAAAGAACCCAAAGCCAAAAAAGCACGUCAGGAUGAGACUGCGAAGGGUCCAAGGGAAAAAAAUACCACAAUAAGGAACUCAAAAAAGUUUCUUUGUGCUGAACUAAACAAGGUCAUCGAUGCAUCUGAUAUUGUCAUAGAGGUGCUGGAUGCUCGUGAUCCAAUGGGGUGCAGGUGUCCACAGGUGGAGGAGGCAGUCCUGCAGAGGGGGGGCAAGAAGAUACUUUUUGUUUUGAGCAAAAUAGAUUUGGUACCAAGAGAAAAUGUGCAACAGUGGAUACAAAUAUUACAGCAGGAGUUUCCAGUUGUGGCCUUCAAAGUACCAAGACACCAUCGAUGUAUAAAAACGCAAGCAAAGAGGCGGCGCAGGAUCAAGCCCUCCAAUAAAAUUCUUGACCUACCCAAAGGAUCAUCCCUUCUCACUGAUCUGCUCACACAUUAUGCUGCAAACAAGGAGGGCAAAUCUCGUCUCCAAGUGGGCAUCGUUGGCUUUCCCAAUGUGGGUAAGAGCAGCCUAAUCAACACUCUUAAGGGAAGUCAUGCAUGCAUUGUUGGUGUGAAGAGAGGCGUCACAAAAUCCAUGCAGGAGGUGCAAAUCUCGGCAGCUGUGAAUUUGGUAGAUAGUCCGGGAAUACUGGCAUGUCCGUCCAACCCGGCAGCCACCAUGGCUCUGAGGAGCCUGCAAGUAGGGGGCGGCCAAGAAAUUGUGGAGGAGGCUGUCGGGACUCUGCUCAAGCAGUGUGACAAGACUCUGAUCAUGCUCAAUUACAAUAUUGCUAACUAUAGAACCUCUGGGGACUUUCUAACCUUGUUGGCCAGAAAGCGUGGAUUCUUGCAAAAGGGUGGCAUCCUCAACACGAAGCAGGCCGCUUCAUCGUUUCUGGACGAUUGGACAGGAGCCGUGCUGCGCUACCACUGCAAGGCCCCUGAUCAACACAGCCUCCCUGCCUAUGUGACAGACACUGUGGUCACAGAGAUGUGGAGCAGCUGGGAUCGUAAACAACUGGAAACUGGCAACCAGAAAACUUUGAAAAAUAUAAGAUUCCCAAUCCCGGCCAACUGUAUCGAGUUUGUGUCGAACGGUCCCACUACAGGUCUGCUGGUGGUCAGCGACAUCACUGAAGAAAAAGUUGGUGUUGGACCCAAUGAGGAGGAUGUUGAGGCAGAGAACAAAGAGCCUGAACAAAAAGCUGAUGAGACAAAUGCAGAUGAACCGGAAAAAGUUUCACCCGAAGAAACAAAUCAUGUUCAGUUCAAGUCAGCCCCCAUCAACACCAGUUCCUCCACAGUGGAAACAGAUGAUGCCUAUGACUUUAACACUUAUUUUAAAUAAACUUGAGCCUGAGGUCA